UAUGCUCAGGCUGGCAAGCUCGCUUGUGUCAGCGCGGGUGUGUGCUCACGCGUGGGUGAAUGCUCGCUGCGAGCACCCGUGCGGAGCCUGCGUGCGCGCCCACGGCUUCCCCGCACUCCCUGGAGGCCCGAGGCUGCCUGCGAGCGCCUCUCCCCAGUCUGCGCAGCGCGCGCCUGCUGUUUCUAUAGGAACCAGCACAGCGCCGGGCCCCUCCGGCUGCGGCCCGCGCGCGAGCAUGCCCAGUGCAAGCCGCUAGUUUGGCUCCGGGUCUAGGUUUCCAGUAAGUGGCAUGCGGGACUCAGGAGAGCUCCCGGGGAGCUGAGCCGAUCGCCUUUGUGUGCAGAGGGAGGUGGCGGCGGCGCGACCCCACCCGGGAAGCCCCGCGGCAGGAACAAUGCUAGCCUGCUUGACCCGCGGGAACUUACUGGACGUCCUGCAAGAGGGCUUCAAUGAGCAACAGCUACAGGCCUACGUGGCCUGGGUGAAUGCCCAGCUGAAGAAGAGGCCAUCUGUGAAGCCUGUGCAGGACCUGCGACAGGAUCUCCGAGAUGGAGUGAUCCUGGCCUAUCUCAUCGAGAUUGUUGCAGGAGAAAAACUGAGUGGAGUGCAGUUGAGUCCCAGUAACCAACAAGAGAUGAAGAGUAAUGUGGAGAGGGUCCUACAGUUUGUGGCUUCCAAAAAGAUUCGUAUGCAUCAGACUUCAGCUAAAGAUAUUGUGGAGGGAAACCUGAAGUCCAUCAUGAGGCUGGUCCUUGCCCUGGCAGCUCAUUUUAAACCUGGCUCUAGCAGGACAGUGAUCCAGGGGCGAGACUCCAAAGGCCCCGUGCAGAGUCAUCAACCACACUGUGCCACCGCUGUGGCCCAAGGAGCAGCUGCUGCUCUGGCUGAUGUGUGCCAUGACAUGUCACGGUCAGGACGGGAUGUCUUCCGAUACAGACAGAGGAAUGCCAGCAUGGAUGAGGAGAUUGAGAAUCCAUACUGGAGUGUGCGGGCACUUGUGCAGCAAUAUGAAGGUCAACGGAAGUCCCCAUCUGAGUCUAGCUGCUCCAGUCUGACUUCGCCCAGCCCAGUCCACAGUGCAAAGAGUGAAUCCAUUAUAACCCAGUCAGAGGAAAAGGCUGAUUUUGAGAUUGUUCCUUCUGAAGGACUAGAGAACAGACCAGAAGAGACAGACUCUCCAUUAUCCCGAGACUGGAGGCCUGGGAGCCCGGGAACCUACCUGGAAGCCACAUGGGAAGAACAGCUGUUGGAGCAGCAAGAACACUUAGAAAAAGAAAUGGAGGAAGCAAAGAAAAUGAUUUCAGGACUACAGGCCUUGCUACUCAAUGGCUCUCUACCAGAGGAUGAACAGGAAAGACCCGUGGCUCUCUGUGAACCAGGAGUUAACCCCGAGGAACAGCUGAUUAUAAUCCGAAGCCGUCUAGAUCAGAGUAUGGAGGAAAAUCAGGACCUUAAGAAAGAACUGCUGAAAUGCAAACAAGAAGCCAGAAACUUACAGGGGAUAAAGGAUGCCUUGCAGCAGAGGUUGACUCAGCAGGACACGUCUGUUCUUCAGCUCAAGCAAGAGCUGCUGAGGGCAAAUAUGGAUAAGGAUGAGUUGCACAACCAGAACGUGGAUCUGCAGAGGAAGCUAGAUGAGAGGAACCGGCUCUUAGGAGAAUAUAAAAAAGAGCUGGGACAGAAGGACCGCCUCUUUCAGCAGCAACAGGCCAAGUUGGAAGAUGUGCUUCGGAAACUCUCAGACGCCAGUUAUCAGCAGGUGGACCUUGAACGGGAGCUAGAGCAUAAAGAUGUCCUUCUGGCUCACUGCAUGAAAGGAGAGGCAGAUGAGGUGACAAAUUACAACAGUCACAGUUCUCAGCGCAACGGCUUUGUCCUUCCAGUGGCAGGGAGAGGCGCCCCUACUGUCACCCACAGAGGGCCACAGACCAGUGACCUCCAGCUUGUGCGAGAUGCUCUCCGCAGCCUGCGCAACAGCUUCAGCGGCCAUGACCCUCAGCAUCACACCAUUGACAGCCUGGAGCAGGGAAUCUCUAGCCUCAUGGAGCGUCUGCAUACCAUAGAGACACAGAAGAAACAAGAAAGGAAGGUUCGGGGGCGGUCACCCAGAAAUCAAGCAAGCAGUGAAUACCGGGCAUCCUGGCCUCCUAAUUCAACGUUGCCUCACUCCCAGAGUUCCCCGGCCGUCAGCAGCACCUGCACUAAGGUGCUCUAUUUCACCGACCGCUCACUCACACCCUUCAUGGUCAAUAUUCCAAAGAGGUUGGGGGAGGUGACACUGAAGGAUUUUAAAGCAGCUAUUGAUCGGGAAGGGAAUCACCGCUACCACUUCAAAGCACUGGAUCCCGAGUUUGGCACUGUCAAAGAAGAGGUUUUCCAUGAUGAUGAUGCCAUCCCUGGAUGGGAAGGGAAAAUUGUAGCCUGGGUGGAAGAAGACCAUAGAGAGAAUUAACGGGACCCUGGACACUUCCUGGCUGCUUCUCUCAGGAAAGAGGACUUAACCCAGAGUACGCUGAGAAGUUUCUAAUCCGUGCUGCCAGAAGGGAGCUUCUUAAAGUAUGAUGGUCACUGGCCAGUCCUGUUCGUGUGCCUGGCAUAUCUGGUACUUCAAGUCUCUGUCCAAAACGUAGAGCACGGGCUCAUCUGGAGCUCCUUGUCCGUGGGAAGUGUUUCAUUCUACUCUGAGGACAUCAAACCGAAGGCCUUAACCACCAGGGAAGGAUGACCCCUCUUUCGGAGGGGCAUGGCUGCUAUGAUCUGGAACCUGGAGGUGGAUGCAUCACUCUGUCGUGUUGGCCUCACAGGCUGCAGCAAUCAGAGUCCCAGCAUUUGUACUUACAGACAAGGCAGAGGUACCAACUUUUCUGCUUCUCUCAGACACUGCAAACUCGGAGUGACUUAGGAGGUGGUACCAAAGACAAAAGCCCAAAUGCAUAACUGACCUGGACAUGAGUGAUGCUGACUUGUUGACUGGGUGGGGAGAGGGUUGCCCAAAUUGUGCUAUACUUCGCCAAAACUGUGAUUAAGACCUCGGGCUGCCUUUUCUGGUUUGAACGGGCUCUGCAGUUUGUCCUUAGCCCACUGAGGGCAUUUUUCACAUACUGUUAGGUUUUCUCUGGGGACUCUUUAACUUUAGAGCCAUUUAUUUUUCUCCAAACAGAUAAACUUUGUGUUUGAAAAGAAUGAGAGAAUCGAGAAGCUCCUUAAGAAUUCAGGAGGAUACAGAAAGGUGCUGCCACCCACACCCCUUGACUCGAACUCAUGGUAUCGCCUUUACAAGAAGACAGACCGUUAAUUUGUGUUUGUGGUUUGAGUACUGAGCACGACUUACUGGUCUGCUUCUCACUUCAAGGCCAGAGUUAUUUUCUAUUACAUAGUUAGCUUGGGCAUGUCCCUUAGGGGACAGCGAACCCACUGGGCAUGGAGCGUGAGUGAGUUGUGAAUGGCAGGGUUGACUCAAGGUGAAGUUAUUUCGUAUUGUAACACUGUCAAGUAUAGAAGUUAAAGAGUUCGACUUCCAGAGGUUACUCACUAACUGGGUUUUCUCAUUCACUCACCUAGCACCGUCCGCCAGUCAGCCAUGGUUAUCUGUUUAUACAGUCCCUCAAAGCAGUCUGCAACCACACUGUACACUGCCAAACAGAAGAGUGGGCCAGAUGGCUCAGUUCUAGGACCCUCCUGUCUCUGUGUCUCCCAUUUUCAGCCAUUUGAACAGAAUACUCUUUGGAAUGCUGAGAUAAGGUCUUCUUGUUUUAUAUAGACAUAUCUUUUAAAAAUAGUCCAUGUUCAAGAAUUGUUUUGUACUCAUUUGCUUUUGUCUGAGAACCAUGUCUAUUUUUAUAACUGAGUGACUUCUGUGUAAUCUCACGUUCCCUACACUCUAUCCAUUUUCUACAACACCCAGUAGCUUUUCUACCGUGUCUUCCUACUGCCUCUUGUGGUUUCAGAACAAGCUUUAUUUUGUUACGAGUAUACUAAUGGCAGUUAGUUCUGUCCAAUUCUCCCUGCUUUUAGUGGUGGAGAUCUUUUUUAUUUUAUUUUUUCUAGUUGAUUGCUCUUCUAAAAGACAUGAGAUCAAAAGACCUGAUGUCUUCCAUGCACGCUACCCUGGUCUUCUAUUGAAGAACAGUUUUUCAUCAGCUGUAACUAAGAAAGUUCAGGAAAGCCAUAAGCAAGAACAACUCAUUGUGAAAGCCAACAGAAGAAAAAUGUUAUUUCCAUUUUUUUUUUAUCCAAAUCGACUGAAGGGAUUAAAAAGUCCAUGUAUCACCAAUUUUUCUGUUGCAUGUACUUUAAUGUUUAAAUAUUUGACAGCAUGAAAGUGAUCAGGCUAAACUUCAAUACUGUAGUCCAUAUUACAAUUUACCUUGAAUGUCUGCCUCUUAAAUAAGACUUUCCUUGUCCGUUUUCUUUCAGCAGCCUUAACGUUAUGUGAAAUUAACUUUCAGCAAAAAUUAAACCAGAAAAAAAUUUCAAGUCCUCUACAUCAGUUUUUUUUUUUUUUAGGUUUUUUUUUUUUUUUUUUUCUCAUUUUUGGAAAAGGACCCACAUGGCCUCAGUGCCUACAUAAAAAGCAGAAGUUGAAUGCUAGGGAGAAUGGGGUUCAUUAUUCUCAUGUCCCAUAAGUAAAAUGGCAAAGCAUCUCUGCUGGAGGAUGUAUUUCAUUAAUUCCUGUACAUGAUGGGUCAGGGAUCCUCAUUCCCGUCCAUAAUUCUGGAGUCUUCAGAGCAGGAACAAGCAUAAAUUCCUUCUCUUUUGAAUAAUCUCCUAUUUGGCAAACCCAAGGACAGCAGCUCUCUACCUGUAGGUUGUGACUCCUUUCCCAGGGGCUGCCUAAGACCACUGGAAAACACAAAUAUUUACAUUAUGAUUUACAACAGUAGCAAAAUUAGUUUUAUGGUUGGGGGAUCACAACAUGAACUGUAUUAAAGGGUCACAGCGCUAGGAAGGUUGAGAGCCACUGCUCUUUGGAGAACUUGUGGCUUGAAACUGUUGUUUCCUAGUGAUAGUGGCAUGGGCUAGUCCAUCUUGCCACUGCUGACAUCCUCUUUCCUUGGGAAAAACUAGUGGUUCAACCCUUUAAUUCCAGCACUGGGGAGGCAGAGGCACGGGGAUCUCUUUGAGUUUAAGGCUAGCCUGGUCUACUUAGUAAGUUCCAUGACAGCCAGAACUACAUAGUGAGACUCUGCCUUGAAAACAACAACAACAAAACACAAAACCAAAAUGAAAGCCAAAACAAAUGUACUCGUGUGCAGAAAUGUAUCUCCACAGACACCUAUAUACACAUGCGUAAAAAUAAUAAAAGUAAAUCUUAAAAUGCUAAUUUAGUUAUUUAAAAACUGAAGAGUGCCAUCUUCUUGCUCAGUUCCCUAAAGCAGCUGGAGCACUUCCCAGUCUGCACCCAGAGCUUCUGCCUGUAAUUCCAGCAUUUGGGAGGCCAAGGCAGGAGUGCCAGGUUACUGCAGGUCUGGCCUGUACUGAGGUCUGUGUCUGGAUUAAACACAUCCAAGGAGUUUUCAGUUCUUUUGACCGAGAUGA
Messenger RNA from Mastomys coucha (southern multimammate mouse), 5538 nucleotides. It is a transcript of the gene Dixdc1, whose product is annotated as DIX domain containing 1. Gene Ontology annotation, biological process: canonical Wnt signaling pathway. The coding region runs from base 395 to 2452 and encodes 685 amino acids. Gene Ontology annotation, cellular component: cytosol. NCBI's taxonomy places the organism in Eukaryota, Metazoa, Chordata, Mammalia, Rodentia, Muridae. The transcript has 20 exons. Gene Ontology annotation, molecular function: protein binding. The record is from RefSeq and is a predicted model, not a curated record.